UCGAUCAGUUGCCGGCCGAUCGCCUCCCACUGCAGUUCGAGAGCUAAUUAAGAUCAUGUCAAUGCGUUCGCUUGGAACGCUUUUUCUGCUAUGCUGCGGCAACCUUGUUCUCGCCCAGAACCCGGAUCCAGCCGCCGAGAGAGCUUGCACACUUUUCAAGAAGACAGUUUUCGAGGAGAGCAUUCCCAUUAGCCCAUUUUUCCCCAAUGCCCCGAUUAUAUACAAUACGCUUGACUCCUGCAGUGGGUCGCGACCCCUGAUAGUGGACGGCACUCCGGCAGAACCCAAGGAAUUCCCCCAUGCAGCGAGACUGGGCCACCGGAUGGCCAAUAAUGAAAUCAAAUGGUUCUGUGGCGGCACCUUGAUCAGCAAUCGCGUGGUGCUCACAGCGGCCCACUGUUUCUAUUCCGAGAUCGGCGAGGUCAACGUGGUGCGUUUGGGUGAGCUUGAGUUCGACACUGAUACGGACGACGCUGAGCCCGAGGACUUUGGCGUGGCCCGGCUUAUCGAACAUGAAGAGUAUAGGGAUCCCGCCCUCUACCAUGACAUCGGCUUGGUGCGGCUCGAUCGGGAGGUGAAGUUCAACCUGUAUAAGCAUCCAGCCUGCCUGCCCUUCGACGACGGCGAGCAGCACGAAACCUUCAUUGCGAUCGGUUGGGGCCAAAGGGCGUUUACCAAGAAGGAGUCCAAAAAGCUGCUGAAGGUGCAGCUCCGGAGCUAUGGGCAGAGGUGUCUAGAAACCUCGGAAGCGAACAAUGUGCUGCCCAAGGGCUUUAACACCACCAUUCAGCUGUGCAUCGGAUCGAAGGACAACAAGGACACCUGCAACGGAGACUCUGGUGGCCCGGCCCUGGCCUAUCACAAGACCUACACCUGCAUGUACCAUGUAAUGGGCAUCACCUCGGCGGGAGUCAGUUGCUCCACCCCCGAUAUACCCAGUGCCUAUACGAGAGUCCACUACUACCUGGACUGGAUUAAAAGAGAGUUGGCGAAGACCUCGUAGAGUCAAAGGAUUUUUGCAUUUAUUUUUUAAUUACUUAAAUAGCCAAUUCUGUUUUCUUAGAAAGAUAUAAAUGUAGAAAAUAAAUACUUUAGAUUUUCGUA
Drosophila kikkawai is the source of this 1104-nucleotide messenger RNA. Its product is annotated as serine protease snake. The record is from RefSeq and is a predicted model, not a curated record. Lineage: Eukaryota; Metazoa; Arthropoda; Insecta; Diptera; Drosophilidae. Gene Ontology annotation, biological process: proteolysis. Gene Ontology annotation, molecular function: serine-type endopeptidase activity.